Physeter macrocephalus (sperm whale) is the source of this 7785-nucleotide messenger RNA. It is a transcript of the gene SSPOP, whose product is annotated as SCO-spondin. Gene Ontology annotation, cellular component: extracellular matrix. The record is from RefSeq and is a predicted model, not a curated record. Lineage: Eukaryota; Metazoa; Chordata; Mammalia; Artiodactyla; Physeteridae. Gene Ontology annotation, molecular function: protein binding; peptidase inhibitor activity.
AUGCUGCUCCCUGCCCUCCUCUCUGGGACGGCAUGGGCACUGGCUAAUGGGCGGUGGUGUGAGCGGACAGAGACCAUCCUGGUGGAGGAGGAAGGAAGUCCCCGUCAGGAGGACCUGGUGACCAGACUGAACGUCGCAGGCCAUUCCCAGGGAUGGGGCUGAACACUAACAUCUUCUCCCCUCCCCCUACCUGGUGGACCCAGGGCCCCGGAAACCAGGCCUGCUGCAUGGAACCUGACCGUGAGGGCUUGCUGCCCAGGCUGGGGGGGCACCCACUGCACCCUGGCCCUUGCCGAAGCCAGCCUUGAGGGCCGCUGCUUUGCCACAUGGCUGUGCCAGCCGAGGGCAGGCUCAGCUAACGCUUCUGUGGGAAGCCUGGAGGAGUGCUGUGCCUGGCCUUGGGGACACAGCUGGCGGGAUGGCCGCUCCCAGCCCUGCCACAGCCGCUCCAGCCACAAACUCCCCGGUGGGUCCACAGACCCACCUGCGGGAAAGGCUGCAGCCCAGGAUGUGUGCCAUCAGCUGCUGCACGGUCCAUGCAGGGAAGGCCAUGCCCAGGUGCCCCCUGCUGAGUACCACGAGGCCUGCCUCUUUGCCUACUGUGCUGCGGCCCCAGCGGGCAGUGGGCGGGAGGAGCGGCUGGAGGCCGCGUGCCCCACCUUGGCCAGCUACGCCCAGGAUUGUGCGGCGCGGCGCAUCCACGUGCGCUGGAGGAAGCCCGGCUUCUGCGGUAGGGCUCCCGCCUCGCCUGUGCCUGGGGGCCGGCUGUGCUCGGACUGCGCCUCGGCCUGUCCGCCCAGAUGCUCGGCAGUGGGCGAGUGGGGCGAGGGGUCCUGCGGGGAAGAGUGCGUGAGCGGCUGCGAGUGUCCGCCCGGCCUCUUCUGGGACUGCGCCCUCUGUGUGCCUGCCGCCCGCUGGCCCUGCUACCACCGACGCCGGCGCUACGGCCCCGGUGACACCGUGCGCCAGCUGCGCAGCCCGCGCGUUGGCCAGGACGGCCGCUGGCUCUGCGCGCAGGCGCCGUGCCCCGCCGAGGCCGCGGUGGGCGGGGCCGGGCAUUACCUCACCUUCGAUGGGCGGAGCUUUUCCUUCCGCGGCCGCACGGGUCGCCGCUUCAGCCUGGUGCAGGACUUCGUAAAGAGGCAGCUACUGAGUGUACUGGAGCACGGGGACUGCAACGCUGGGAGCCGCCUCCACGCCAUCUCGGUCUCCCUGGGGGACACCCACGUCCAGCUCAGGGACUCAGGAGCAGUACUGGUGGACGGGCAGGAUGUGGUCUUGCCCUGGAGCAGCACUGGGGGCCUCAGCGUCUCCCACACCUCUUCCACUUUCCUGCUGCUGCGCUGGCCUGGGGCCCGCGUCCUCUGGGGAGCGUCUGACCCUGCAGCCUACAUCACCCUGGACCCCCGCCAUGCCCUCCAGGUGGCCUGGAACCAGCAGGAUGACUUCCUGACUCCUGCUGGCGACGUGGAGACCAGCAUUGCCGCCUUUGCUAGCAAGUUCCAAGUGGCAGGCGAGGGAAGGUGCCCCUCGGAGGGCAGCGCCCCACUUUCCCGCUGCAGCACCCACACUCAGCGUCACAUUUUCGCGGGGGCAGCCUGUGCCAUCUUGCAUGGCCCAGUCUUCCAGGCGUGCCACGGGCUGGUGGACAGGCCGUUCCACCUGCGCUGCCUGACCGCUGUGUGUGGCUGCACCCCCGGCAGGGACUGCCUGUGCCCCGUGCUCGCUGCCUAUGCUCGGCGCCGUGCCCAGGGGGGUGGCCUGCUUUCCUGGAGAGACCAGACCCUCUGCCCUGUCCUGCGUCCUGGUGGCCAGGAGUACCAGGGGUGUGCCCCAGUGUGUGGUCGGAGCUGUGGGGAGACUGGAGGCUGUGGGGAGCUGGGCAGCUGUGUGGCCGGUUGUAAUUGCCCCCUGGGGCUGCUUUGGGACCCUGAGGGCCGGUGUGUGCCCCGCGGCUCAUGCUCCUGCCAGCUUGGGGCCCAUGGCUAUGCCCCUGGCAGUGCUACCCUGAAGGACUGCGACCGCUGCAUCUGCCAGGAGAGGGGCCUAUGGAAUUGCACUGCUCAACGCUGCGCCCCACCACGGGCAUUCUGCCUCCGUGGGCUCGUCUACGUCCCUGGUGCCUCCGUCCUCACCUGUGACAGCCCCAGUGCCAGUGGCUCCUGCCCCCCAGGCAGCAUGGGGGGCUGUGUCUGUCCCCCAGGAACCGUGCUGCUGGAUGAGGGCUGCAUACCUCCCGAGCUCUGUCCCUGCCGUCACCGUGGGCAGUGGUACCCGCCCAACGCUGCAGUGCAGGAGGACUACAACAUUUGGGCGUGCCAGGGUCGGCAGUGGCGCUGCAUGGGCCAGCGGUGCGAUGGACGGUGCCAGGCAUCAGGCGACCCCCACUAUGUGACAUUCGAUGGGCUGGCCCUCACCUUCCCCGGGGCCUGCGAGUAUCUGCUGGUGCGAGAGGCCAGCAGCCGUUUCACAGUCUCUGCCCAGGACGUGCCCUGCGGGGCCAGCGGCCUCACCUGCACCAAGGUGCUGACCGUGCGGCUGCAGAGCACCGUUGUGGACAUGCUGAGAGGCCAGGCAGUGACAGUGAAUGGGGUGAGUGUAACGCCCCCCAAGGUCUACACGGGCUCCGGGGCUGAGGCUGCGCCGUGCUGGCCUCUCUCUGCUCUCACCACCUGCCUGGGCCUCACCCUGCUCUGGGAUGGAGGCACCCGGGUCCUGGUGCAGCUGUCCCCCGAGCUCCGCGGCCGGGUGGCUGGGCUGUGUGGAGACUUUGGUGGAGACGCCAGUAAUGACUUUCGGAGCCGCCAGGGAGUCCUGCUGGACCCCACGGCUGAACUGGCUGCCCACGCCUGGUGCCUCAAUCCGCCGCCCCCCUGCGCCGUGAACGCCCACCGGGCCGGCUGGGCCCGCGCCCACUGCGGGGUGAUGCUGCAGCCGCUCUUUGCCCGGUGCCACGCGGAGGGGCCCCCAGAGCAGCACUGCGAGUGGUGUGUGCAUGACACCCGCGGAGGUGAUUCAGGGGGCGCCUGUGAGUGUCUCUGCUCGGCCAUCGCCACCUACGGCGAGUGUUCCGGCGGGAUCCACGUGCGCUGGCGCAGCCGGGACCUCUGCCCUCUGCAGUGUGAAGGGGGCCAGGGGUAUGAGGCCUGUGGCCCAUGCGUCCCCCCCCUCACCUGCCACGACCACGGUCCUGAGCCUGGGUGGCACUGCCAGGCCGUUGCCCGUGUGGAGGGCUGCUUCUGUCCUGAGUGGACUCUGCUGCACUGAGGAGUCUGCCUCGAGCCGGCUUCCUGCCCCUGCGAGUGGCGAGGCAGCUUCUUCCCCCCGGGCACCGUACUGCAGAAAGACCGUGGCAACUGCACGUGCCAGGAAAGCCAGUGGCUUUGUGGGGAUGGCGGUAGCCGCGGUGAGGAGCCGGUGCCUGGCUGUGCCGAGGGGGAGGCCCCGUGCCAGGAGAGCGGGCACUGUGUGCCCCACGGGUGGCUUUGUGACUGUGGCGAGGGCUCAGACGAGGAGGGCUGUGCCACCCCAGGCCGUGGGGAGGGGCAGGUGUCUUGCAGCUCCGGCCACUGCCUGCCCCUGGCCCUGAUCUGUGAUGGGCAGGACGGCUGUGGAGACGGGACGGAUGAGCAGGGCUGCCUGUGCCAGGACUCGCUGGCCUGUGCCGACGGCCGCUGCCUGCCCCCCGCCCUGCUCUGCGAUCGGCACCCUGACUGUCGGGGCGCUGCUGACGAGGAGUGCUGUCGCGGGCAAGUGAACUGCACCCCUGGGGGGGUGUCGUGCGUCGAUGGUGCCGGCGUGGACCGAAUCUGCGCCUGCCCAGGUGGAGCCGACGAGGGGCCUGGGCACUGCCCGCUCCCCCAGCUGGUAGGGGGCCGGAGGGGCCUGGAGGGGGAGCGGAGCCGGAGGCGGUGGAAGGGCCCGGCGGCCUGCAGGCAUCCCCGGGGCGGGGGCCGGGGGGCGCCGGGGUGGGGCGCGGACGCCCCCGCAGCGCCGCCCUGCGGCCUCUUCGCGAGCGGCGGCAGCGGCGAGGGCGGCCCGCGGGGCUGGCGCUGCGACGGCGAGGAGGACCGCGCCGGCGGCGGCGACGAGAGCGGCCCGCUCUGUGUGGCCCCCGCGCAGCUGUCCCCACGGCUCGGACGGGGAGCCCGGCGCCUGCGGCCACGCGCCCAGCGGGCGGGGCGCCCUCUCCUCCCGCCCCCACCCGACGGACCUCCGCCGCCUGUGGGUUUUGCCUCAUACACCCCUCCCAUGCCUUCGGCUCCCCCGCCCGCCUCUGCGGGCUCCACCCAGCUGCCCCCCCCACCCCGCCGCAGCCUCUGCCCCUGUGGUUUGGCUCCCCAGCUGUGCCUGAACCCUGGGCGGCUCUGCGACGGGCUCCCCGCCCAGUCUCCCGGUGCUGCGGCGCUGCCCGGGCCCCGAGCACCAGACUCAGGCCUGCUUCACGGCCGCCUGCCCAGGGGCACCGUGCUGCCUGGGGACCCUCCCAGCGCCCGCCAGACCAGGGCGCUGGGCUGGACACCCUGGGGUCCCCGGUCCGCCUGCUCCCGGAGCUCCCUAGUCCCUGGAGGGGAUCCAGGCUGGCACAGCCGUUCCUGGCUCUGCCCCAGCCCUGGGGACACGUCCUGCCCAGGAGAGGCCACCCAGGAGGAGCCCUGCAGCCCCUCUGUGUGCCCAGCACCCGGCGUCUGGGGUCUGUGGGCCACCUGGCCCACCUGCUCGGCGCCCUGCGAUGGAGGCGUCCAGACACUCGGGCACAGCUUCUCUGCCUCAGCUCCUGGGGGCCCCGGGUGCCAGGGACCCCACAGACAGACCAGGGACUGCAACAUGCAGCCCUGCACAGCCCAGUGCCCAGGCGACAUGGUGUUCCGCUCAGCUGAGCAGUGCCACCAGGAGGGGGGCCCACGCCCUCGGCUGUGCCUGGCGCAGGGCCCUGGGGUGGAGUGCACCAGCGUCUGCACCCCUGGCUGCACCUGUCCCCCUGGCCUCUUCCUGCACGACGCCAGCUGCCUGCCCCUGAGUCAGUGCCCCUGCCAGCUGUGCGGGCAGCUCUAUGCACCUGGAGCAGUGGCCCAGCUGGGCUCCUGCAAUAACUGCACCCGUAUCUCUGGUGAGAUGGUGUGCACCUCGGAGCCCUGCCCAGUCGCCUGUGGCUAGAGCCCCUGGACCCCGUGGAGUCUCUAGCGCAGCUGCAACGUGGGUGUCCGGCGGCACUUCCGGGCAGGCACUGCGCCCCCUGCUGCCUUCGGGGGGACUGCGUGCCAGGGUCCCAACAUGGAGGCUGAAUUCUGCGGCCUGGGGCCAUGUGGAUGUCCCGGUGGGGAGUGGGGCCCCUGGUCUCCGUGCUCCGUGCCCUGCGGGGGUGGCUACCGGAAUUGCACCCGAGGGAGCGGUGGGCCCAGCCCCGUGGACUUCUCCACCUGUAGCCUGCAGCCCUGUGCAGAUGAGGGGCCAGUGCCUGCUGUGUGUCCCCCGGGCAAGCAGUGGCUGGACUGUGCACAGGGCCCUGCUUCCUGUGCAGAGCUCAGUGCCCCGAGAGGGACUGACCAGCCCUGCCGCCCUGGCUGCUGCUGCACGUCCGGGACGCUUCUUCUGGAGCGCUCCUGUGUGCCGACUGCCUCACGGCUGCAGGGGCUGGGAGCUGCCGGCGCUGACCCGGGGGCUCAGCUGUCCAUUCUGGGAGAGGGGGGUCAGCCCCUUGGGCCUGGAGAUGAGUUGGGCUCAGGUCAGACCCUCCAUACAGGCUGCAGCAACCGCUCCUGUGCACACGGGAAGCUGUCCUGCUCCGUGGGUCACUGCUCCAAGGCUGGGCUUGGCUUUGGCCCCUGGGGCCCGUGGGGCCCCUGCUUCCGCUCCUGUGGCGCUGGCACCCGCACCUGCAACUGCCACUGUGCACGCCCCACGCCCACUCCCGGUGGCCAGCACUGCCGUGGGCCCCGCCAGGACCUCGAGUACCGCCUCCGCCCAGACUGCCCAGGGACUGCAGGGUCCACGGUGGAACCAGUGACAGGCCUUCCAGGUGGCUGGGGCCUGUGGUCCCCGUGGUCCCCCUGCUCCAGCAGCUGCACAGACCCCGCUCACCCUGCUUGGUGCAGCCGCACCCGCCUCUGCCUGGCGAACUGCGCCGGGGGGGCCUCCUCCCAGGAGCGCCCUUGCAACCUGCCCUCCUGCACAGAGCUGCCCCUGUGCCCUGGCCCUGGCUGCGUGGCCGGGAGCUGUUCCUGGACUGCCUGGGCCCCGUGGGAACCUUGCUCCCGCAGACGUGGGCUGGGCCAGCAGUGCCGCAUGCAGGCCUACCAUCCCCCAGGGCCCGGCGGGCACUGAGGCCCCGACAUCCUUACGGCCUACCAGGAGCGCCGCUUCUGCAACCUGCGAGCUUGCCCAGUGCCUGGAGGCAGGUCACGCUGGAGCCCCUGGUCCUGGUGUGACCGGAGCUGCGGAGGGGGCCGGUCCCUGAGGAGCCGCAGCUGCUCGAGCCCCCCACCCAAGAACGGGGGUGCCCCCUGUGUUGGGGAGAGGCACCACGCAUGGCUCUGCAAUCCCACGGCCCUGUGGUAUGACACUGGGUCUCCCCAGGGUCCCAUGUUUCCAUGGGCACCAACCCGGAGGAAGGACGGGUUGUACAGCUUCACGGAGAGGAGGGCCGCCCAGCAGGCAUGGAGGUGGUCGACCGUGCCAGCCGCUGCCCCGCCGCUGCUCAGACCUCCAGGAGAGGAUCGCGUGUCAGGACGACCAGGCCGAGGGGGCACCCCCUGCCUGGGCCCCAGCACCCAGACCCAGCGCUGUGGGCAGCAGCCUUGCCUGGGGCCGCUGGACGCCUGCUCCUGGGGCCCUUGGGGGCCCUGCUCCCGCAGCUGAGGCCCAGGCCUGGCCUCCCGCUCUGGGUCCCGCCCCUGCCCGCUGGCCAAGGCCGACCCCACCUGCCUGCUCCACAGGCCCUGCCUGGUUUGGUCUCUAGAGGAGUGCGUGUGGAGCAGCUGGACGCGAUACUCACGCCAGGUGCCGGUCCAGCAGCGCUACCGACCCCAGGGCCCACCGCCCGCAGGGGGCCCCUGCACACGACUGGACGGCCACUUCCGGCCUCGCCUCAUCAGCAACUGCUCUGGGGCUGCUGGCGCAGGCUGGAGGCCGCAUUCCCCCGGAGCGGUGGAGCUGCCAGCACAUCUCAGGAGAAGGAGCUGUGCCGACCUCUGGGACCGCGUGCAGUGUCUGCAGGGACGGUGCCACCCAGGCUGCCGCUGUCCCCCUGGCCAGCUGGUACAGGAUGCGCGCCGUGUGCCCAUGUCUUCUUGCCGCUGUGGCCUCCCCAGCCCCAGUGCUUCAUGGGUGCUGGCUCCGUCCGAGCGGGGGGGUCUGGACUGCAAAAACUGCCCCUGUGUUGACGGGUCCCUGGUGUGCCGCCCCCAUGAGUGUCCAGCCCUCGGGCCUUGGGCAGCCUGGGGCAGCUGCUCUGCUCCCUGUGGUGGCGCCACCCAGAGACGUGGGAGCUGCAGGGAAGGUCCUGCGGGGGCACCGUGCCCGGCCCAGGACACGGAGCAACGGCAGGGCUGUGACCUGCAGCCCUGCCCCGGGCGCCCACCUGGCCGGGUGCUCAGCCCCUGUGCAUCCUCGUGCCCGCGCCUCUGCUCGCAUCUGCAGCCUGGCACCCUCUGCAUGCAGGAACCCUGCCAGCUUGGCCGUGACUGCCCUGGAGGCCCCAUCCCUUUGGGCCUGACCGCUCCGCCCUUUGUGAUAGCGCAUCUCCCGCUCAUUUGUCCUCUGGGCGGUGAUUUCUCAAAGCGCUGA